Molecule: messenger RNA, 228 nt
Organism: Arabidopsis thaliana (thale cress)
Lineage: Eukaryota; Viridiplantae; Streptophyta; Magnoliopsida; Brassicales; Brassicaceae
Exons: 1
Coding region: 1-228 (75 amino acids)
Source: RefSeq, marked reviewed
AUGUCUCUCCAGGGAAUUCACGAAUCGAUCGAUCCAGAGGUGGAUCGAUCGAUCCCACCGUAUAUGUCUGAAACGUUGAAGUACGGACCGAUCGGUCCAACCGUCUAUGGCCGAUUUGUUGUAGCCUGGACCAAUCGGUUUACCCCGUCUUCUCUCCGCUUCAGCUUUUCUCGUUCUUUCUCGACCCGAAUAAACUCAAAACUAUCUAAUCCAUUCACAAGUACCUAA